CUAUCAGCUCAUCGUUGCACUGUCCGAUGCGGAAUCACCAUCGAUCUUUUGACGCACCAGCAAUUGACUACCGUACCGCGAAUGGUGGACAGCAGGCUUUAUAUGAAUGGCUACUUUAUUUGUUUGCGCAGGGCUUGCUGUUUGGCGUUUGUGGGACGUACAUAGGCAGACUCCAGCACUUCUCACCUCAGGUCAGGGGUCAAGUCGAAUUUCCUUCACUGUCGUGAACGCUAUUCUCGUGGAAUCCGCCCUCAUGUACACGCUCACGGUCAUCGCGGUCACUGUCACGGACUUUCUGGAAUUUAACGUCUACUACUUCGCGAUCGAUGCGAGCGUGCAGGUCGCGGGAAUAUGUUUCGAUCUCGUCCUCGCGCGCAUCUGGAAUGGCGUUGCAGGCGAACAGAUCCAGUCCUCUGCGCAUACGCGCCAGUCCGAACUUCAGUACUGGCACAGCACAUCACUCUCCACACGCAUGGAGAACCUGGGUCUCGAGCCCGUGGCAGGUACAAGCCGGGAGCGCAUGCUGCCAUGGUCUUGCAAUGGCGGCGACUCGUUUGGAAGGGUGGGCGUCGCGAAGGCCAGAGCCCGUCGAGUCUCGAUGCCAGAGUUGAUGACAUCUCCCCGCGGUUCAUAGCCACGGCGUGAAAUGCGCCGUCUUGGACUUCUGUUGUCUGCAUUGGCGAUGUAAAGGCUGUUGCGAUUCGAUCCCGCGAGCCCUCGGCCCAAAAGAAAAGUCCGAGCAUGAAGCGGUUCAUAAAUGGGGCCGCAACAGGUAUUCGCAGUCCUCGUCGAACUAUGUCGAUGUC
Fomitopsis serialis is the source of this 806-nucleotide messenger RNA. RefSeq lists its product as uncharacterized. The coding region runs from base 107 to 634 and encodes 175 amino acids. NCBI's taxonomy places the organism in Eukaryota, Fungi, Basidiomycota, Agaricomycetes, Polyporales, Fomitopsidaceae. The record is from RefSeq and is a predicted model, not a curated record. The transcript has 3 exons.